Venustampulla echinocandica is the source of this 825-nucleotide messenger RNA. RefSeq lists its product as uncharacterized. NCBI's taxonomy places the organism in Eukaryota, Fungi, Ascomycota, Leotiomycetes, Helotiales, Pleuroascaceae. The transcript has 2 exons. The record is from RefSeq and is a predicted model, not a curated record. Bases 1 to 825 code for a protein of 274 amino acids.
AUGGAUGUCCGGAAUGUGGAGCUGUCUAUCGAGGACAUACUUUUUAUCCACAGGCACUGGAUUACCAAAUUAUAUCUCGAUGACCAGAAGUCCGAAGACGAGAUCGUGGACAUGCUGUAUGAGCGUCGUCUUCCCGUUACGAUAUCUCAAAUACAGAACUGUUUAAUGGAGUGGGACUUGAUCUCAUUCCCAUCCACACGCCGAGGAUCCUCUGCAAGUGCCUCGUCCGCCCAGUCCAGCUCCGAGGGAUGGGAGGCUCUCCGUUCGGCUUCACCAACAUCAUCCACAACAUCACACCACUCCACCGCGCCAGAGAAUGUCGCCCUUUAUAGCAAACGCCCCCUUCCUUCCCUGCCCUCCUCCGCCUCUAGCUCCCGCUCAACAUCAGCAUCCCGUCCAUGCCCCUCAGGAUCCAAGUCCCAAAACCUUCCUGCUAGGCUAAGACGAUUCGCUGAUCGCUCGUCACACGACCUCCUACAGGUCACCUGCCAUCAUAGUGGAAGGAGAAACUACGAAGUUGAGAUGACACUCGGUGUUAUUCCAUAUGAAGGUCCAAGCCUCUUGGAUCUCUAUACGAGAGAUAUGGAGCAGAGUCAUGAAAGAAUUGCGGUGGGUCUAAAGAGGGUGACGGUCCCAACUGGAAGGGGCGACUCCUAUUGUGACAAGGCAAGCUCCGAUGAGUUCGAAUGGAUGAGGCAGUGGAAGCGGCAUAGCGGCGGCAGGAGUAGGAGGGUCGUUGAGAUCUUGCAAAUGCGGGAUGCUGAUGAUGCUGAUAUUGAAGAUGAAUAUGAGGGGGAGCUCCGACGGAGAUCUCGGGUAUACUAG